Messenger RNA from Poeciliopsis prolifica (blackstripe livebearer), 1192 nucleotides. Its product is annotated as testisin-like. The record is from RefSeq and is a predicted model, not a curated record. The coding region runs from base 39 to 935 and encodes 298 amino acids. Gene Ontology annotation, biological process: proteolysis. The transcript has 6 exons. NCBI's taxonomy places the organism in Eukaryota, Metazoa, Chordata, Actinopteri, Cyprinodontiformes, Poeciliidae. Gene Ontology annotation, molecular function: serine-type endopeptidase activity.
AAAGAGCUUCAGACACGGAUUUUGCACUUCCCUCCACAAUGUCUGCACAGACUCUGCUGCACCUCUUGGCUCUGGUGGCCUUUUUCUUUGCAGGAUCCGAUGCACAACUUCAUGAAUGUGGCUUAGCUUCUCCCAACUUCAAAAUAGUUGGAGGUCAGGACGGCUCACCUGGAAGUUGGCCCUGGCAGGUGAAGCUUUAUGGCCCGUUCAAGUGCGCAGGCUCCCUGAUCAACAAAAAGUGGGUUCUGACUGCAGCUCACUGCGUCUCUAGAACAACUCCGUCCAUGUGGACGGUGGUUCUGGGGCAGCAGAAUCUGAGCGACACACAGAUGAGAACCGGAGUGAGAAGGAACGUUGGAAGAAUCAUCGUACACCCCAAGUUCAAUCCCUCCCCCAUCGACAACGACAUUGCGUUGCUCAGACUCUCCUCACCGGUGAAGUUCACACAGUACAUCAGACCGGUGUGUUUGGCUGCGAGUGGCAGCCGGUUCAACAACGGCACCGACAGCUGGGUCACCGGCUGGGGAAACGUAGGAGAAGGAGAAUCUCUACCUGAACCUCAAACCCUUCAGGAAGUGAAGGUGCCUGUCAUUGGGAACAGACAGUGCAAGUGUUUGCUGGAAAGAUCAAAGAUCACAGACAACAUGAUCUGUGCUGGAGUUCUUUCAGGAGGAAAAGACUCUUGUCAGGGAGACUCAGGAGGUCCGAUGGUCAGCAAGCAGAGCUCACGCUGGAUCCAGUCUGGAGUUGUGAGUUUUGGCGUGGGCUGCGCUCGGCCCAACCUGCCCGGCGUUUACACCAGAGUGUCCCGGUACCAGUCCUGGAUAAACGCCCACAUCAGAUUUAACAAACCGGGCUUUAUCGAGUUCGCCUCCAGAGGAUCGGAUCCAGACAGCAGCUUCUCCUGCCAGCGCCGGCUGCCUGUCACCAAGUGAUGAAACUUAACCUCAGAUUCCACCCGAAACCCUUUCAUCCAUAUUUUCUUACAACAAAAAUGGUAGAAAAACAACAAAAUAGUAAUUAAUAUUUAAGGAAAAACAUUUUAAAUGUUUGAUUUUAAUAUUUACUUGUUUGCUCUUCUGUUAUUACUGUAAUUUCUUCAUAUCUAUAUCUUUCCCACACAAUAAAUGAACUUAUGAGGUUGUUAUAAAUUAAAAGUUUUGUUAAUAAAGAUAAUCUAAUGCAAUUAUAA